GAGAUUUGGCCAAGAUUAGAUGUGCAUAAAUUCAAAGUGAUAAAUAUUUAGCAUUUACUCGAUUUCUGAUUGCAUUUAGCAAAAAAAAUAAAGAAAACUCUUAUUCGCUGUAUACAAAGGAAUUGAAUUAACGUAUGUUCAUACAGUAGGAUAAGAAAAUCCUGCUAAAAAGUGCAAUUCACUCAUAUAAUUGUUGAAGGAGGAACAGGAUUUUGAACAUUUUGUGCAAAGAAUAGAACACAAAAAAAAAACGAACACAGUGCAAAAGGGAGAGGUAGAAAUUAGCAAACGAAAUCCAUUACGUGAAAAAUCGAUAAAAAUAGAAUCAAAUCGGAAGCCCGUCAUAAAGGCAAAAGCAAAAACAAAACCGAAUAGACGUGUCGACGAGAGGAGCGCUACAACACCAAUUUAACGAACAGUACAACGUUCGCUAAAGAGCGCGUAGCAAAAAACGUGUACUAGUAAAGGAAUUUGCAUAUAACAAGGCACAAUUCUUACUUGAAUUUUUGAAAUAAUUCUUUCUGGCGGUCGUCAGCAUAAUCUUCGCGCGCAAAACGUUGAAAUAGAAAAGUUGAAAUUUUUGAAAGAGAAUAGUAAAGAGCAUAUAAGAAAAAAGGAGAAAAAUCAGCUGAUCAGCAAUAAAGGUGAAGGAGGAGAAACGUUUCUCCACCUACCGGUAAGGAGAACGUCACCUACAUAAAAAAGAGCAAAAUUUACUACAGCUGUCCAAUCAGCCGUAAAAAUAGCAAAAGCACAAAACGUCAAACAAAAAAGUGUUGAAUUUGUAAUAAAAACAAAAUUGGAAAAAAUAUAUAAAAGCCAAACAAAGCGAGCGAGCGGAUGUAAAUAAAAGAGCAUUUUAAACGAAAAUCUAAACAAACGAAACCACAGUUUUUAAAAGUUUUAUUAGAAAAUAUACAUAUUGGUCUGGUAAACUAAUCAAUAAUAUUUGUAAGGAAAAAUUACAAAUUACUGCUACAAAUCAGCAAAAAGUGGAUAAAAUUAUACCCACAGAAAAAAAGAAGUAUAUUGAAAUAAUAAGUACCUUCCUAAAUUUCUAAUAAUUCACGAGUGCUGCAAACUAGUAUGGGCACAGAAACCAAAUUCAAUAGCUAUAAGGAGAACACCACUGCAACGACUGGUAGUGUUUUACAUCCGAAAGUAGCGCACAAUGGUUCGUCGGCAGCAGCAAUAGGUGCCGGUGUUGUUGGUGUUAAUGUUGGCAUUAGCAGUGUUGGUCAAAAGUUGCAUUCCUCAAAUAGUGCUUUGAAUGGUGCAUUGAACUCUAAACAACAGCAUAGCGAUAUUACGAACCACAGCAGCAGCAGCAAUAGUGAGAAAAUUGUAACUCCAGUUUUUGUACCCAUACACAUUGGCGAGGACGUAAUUAGCGGUGCCAAAGAGAUACUGAAAGUGAUAAGACCACACUGGAACAUUAGUCAUGUACAAUUUAAAAAAUUCACCGAUGGCAUCACAAAUAAGCUUGUCGGUUGUUUCUAUAAUCCCCCACCACAAACAACAACAACAACAACAACAGCUAACAGCAAUGGCAAUGAAUGCGACACAGACUGCGCAUAUGGCAAUGACACACCACACUCACCCUCAACCUUGGCAUCAUCCACACUGUUGGACGACAAUAAUGACUCGGGCAAUAUCAGCGACACGGAUACAUUGGAUUCAGAGGUGACUACGUCGAGUGCACUUGACAUAGAUAGUCAAAAUGCCAGCAACAAUGCGCACGCAAAAGAUGAAAGCUGCAACAGUGCUGCGAUCGCUAAUGAUAGCAAUGUAGCGCUGGUGCGUGUCUAUGGUAACAAAACCGAUCUGCUGAUCGAUCGCAAAGCCGAGACACGCAACAUACAGCUGUUGCAUACGUACGGGUUUGCGCCCACACUAUUUGCCACAUUCAAAAAUGGUUUAGUUUACGAUUUUGUACCUGGUGUCACAUUGAAGCCGACAAGUGUUUUGGAACCGAAGAUUUGGCGACUGGUAGCGACACGUAUGGCCGAGAUGCAUCGUCGUGUGCAGGUGCAGGAAACGCCGGCUGCUUGCAAUGGUGGUGGUGGUAGUGGUGGCGGCGGAGUACCGCAUGUGCCAAUGUUGUGGCAUAAGACGCAGAGUUUCUUCGAUUUGGUACCUGAGCGUUUUAGUGAUCCCGAGAAGCAUAAAAGAGUUGAGGAGACUUUCUUGCCCAUAAAACGUUUACGCGACGAAUUCAACGAGCUCUACAGGCGACUCGAACGCCUAAACAGCCCCGUGGUUUUCGCCCACAACGAUCUGUUGCUGGGCAAUAUUGUCUACUUGGAGGCGGAGCAGCGUGUCAACUUCAUUGACUACGAAUAUGCCGAUUACAAUUUUCAGGCAUUCGAUAUUGGAAAUCAUUUCUGUGAAUUUGCCGGCGUCGACGAAGCGGACUUCUCACGCUAUCCGAAGCGUGACUUUCAGCUGGCCUGGCUGCGCGUCUACCUGCAGGAGUACUUGCAACGCUCACACAUCACCGACGCCGAAGUGGAACGCCUGUACUUGCAGGUGAACCAAUUCGCGUUGGCCGCACACAUGCUCUGGACCGUGUGGUCGCUCAUACAAGCGGAACAUUCCACUAUCGAUUUCGAUUAUGCCGAUUAUGCGCACGUACGUUAUGCGGAAUACAAAAAGCAUAAAUCCAUAUUGGGUUUGAGCAACACUGAGGAGGAGGAGGACAACGUUGCGGCGGCAAGCUAAAUUCACCAUAUGCACAUAGCGCAUCUAAACACGCCCCUCCCUACCCUGCUAGCUGCUAGAUUAUAAGCUGAGCAUGUGAGUUAGACUCUAAUGCUUGGCGGUACGUCUGACUAACGGAAGUGUCAGCGAAUCUUGUGUUAUGGCUUGCAACAAUAAGGCGUUAACUGCGCAACAAAAUAACAACAACAACGUUUAGUUAACAGCGUUUAUUUCAACUCAAAACGUUUUUCGAAUAUCGAAUUAUUUGAAAUAGCAGACACAGUCGAAAUUCUGUAUUCUAUUCGUGGCGCCCUGUUUCGUAGUCAUUCUUGUGUGUGUGUGGCGAACGUGUAUAGUACGCAAAUCGAAGUGAGAAAUUAAUUUAUUUAAUUUUGCAAAUAAAAAAAAAAACAUUCCGCAAGCAUUAAUUAUUCAAAUACGAUUUAUAUGUAAUACAAAUUGUAAUUAUAAAAUAUGUUAAAAAUAUUGAAAAAAAACUAAAAUAGAAAAUCAACAAAGAAAUUGAAAAUAGUAAGCCAUCAAAAGUGUUGACAACGCAUUGUGAUUUGUUUUUAGUGUAAUACGAAUGCAUUAUCGUUUUAAUUAUUAUUCUCUACACAUAACCUAAUUAUUAACCAACUGCAUUGAUUAACUUUUAAGUGUUAAAUAAAAGCGUAUAUACAUAUGUAUCGACA
Zeugodacus cucurbitae (melon fly) is the source of this 3395-nucleotide messenger RNA. RefSeq names its product ethanolamine kinase (gene eas). Gene Ontology annotation, cellular component: cytoplasm. The transcript has 4 exons. Gene Ontology annotation, biological process: phosphatidylethanolamine biosynthetic process. The record is from RefSeq and is a predicted model, not a curated record. Gene Ontology annotation, molecular function: ethanolamine kinase activity. Lineage: Eukaryota; Metazoa; Arthropoda; Insecta; Diptera; Tephritidae. Bases 1087 to 2721 code for a protein of 544 amino acids.